AUGACAAGCACAGCGUCUCGUGGCGCAGCUGAUGCCAUCUUCCCAGACGCACGUCGGGAUAUGCAAACAACCUCGGCCCCUGCGCCGUCAUCAUCGACAACGACGAACGCUGGUGUCACGCGGCGCGUCGUAGCGGCCUCGUUCAUUUUCAAGACGUCCCCCGAUGUUGCUGCGAAUGAUGCAGGCGCAGGGGACACGCCUCCUGUUUCGAGUAUAGAACAAGUGGCCCUUUUCCGCCGGAGUGGGAAAGUGAGGACAUACCAGCAUAAGCUCGCUCCAGUCAGCGGGAGCAUGGACGCAAGCCUCGACAACAACAAUCCUCUGCUCACCGCGAUACGUGAGAUUAGAGAGGAAACCGGUCUCGUCGCAUCUUCUGGGAGCAGUCCCCAACGACAACGCGACGACCUGGAGCUGAUCCUCGCCGGCAAGCCAUAUCGGCUUCUCGAUGAUGAGAUUGGCCGGGAGUGGCUGAUUCAUCCGUUCUCCUGGCGCCUGCGGGGGGAAAGGGGCGAGCAGCGCAUCACGAUCGACUGGGAGCAUGAAGGGUGGGAGUGGCACGACCCGCUCGCCGUGAGUGACAGCGAAGCCUUUGGCGGAGUGCCGAAGCUGGCUAAGAGCCUGAGGCGCGUGUGGCCUGCUGCUGACCUCGGGGCCGUCGCCGGGAGGUUGCUGAUGGCUGGGCUGCGAGAGCUGAAGGAUGACCAUGAUAACGGGGCCAGGCAGCUUGCCACUCGCGCCGUUAUGAUUCUGAAGGACGUGGUGGAGCAUAUGGACAUGGCCCAGGGAAUUUACCACGUCGAUAAUGGAGACGACAAUAAUGACGAGAGUGAGAGGUAUUGGGAGUCAUUGCGAAUGGCAGCUUGGCAUCUCUGCGCCAAUGGCCGCCCGAGCAUGGGAGCGGCCAUCACGUCCGCCAUCCUGACCAGCCUCGCCCGGAUCGAGCCCGUCGUUGCCGACGAGACGACUUCCCUUCCCCAGAAGCAGAACCAGAUUCUCUCAAUCCUCAGCGACCAAAUCACCGAGCGGUCAGCCACGACUUCGCUUAUCCAGCAGUCGUUCCAAGAUUACAUAGCCCAGCUUAUCCGCGACAAGCACGCCGCCCUUCACAAACAACAAGAACAGAGUCCAGACACCAACCGGGGCAAAAGACCGGCAAUAUCGGUCCUCACCUUAUCCCUGAGCUCCACAAUCACGGGCUCCCUCCUCCAGAUCCUGCGCACUUGCGACGUACACCUGGACCUCCGGAUCCUUGAGUCCCGCCCGAGGUUCGAGGGCGUCACCUGCGCCGCCAAGCUCCUGGAAGAAACACAGCAGCAGACUCAGGCUCGCAACGACAAAGAGUCCAGCAGCAGCAGCAGCAGCCCCGCCGGGGAUGAGAAGAAGAAAGGGUGCGGCACUCUAGAGAUCUCCAUCUUCCCGGACGCCGCGGUCUCGCAUGCAGCGCGGGACGGCGUGGACGUGGUCCUGCUCGGCGCAGACCGCAUCAGCGCCGGAGGGGACGUGAGCAACAAGACGGGCUCGCUUGCCGCGGUGCUGUGUGCGCGGGAACUGUCGUCUUCGUCUUCUUCUUCUGAGGAACACCCUGCGGUGAAGCCGUCGCCCCGGGUCGUCGUGCUGAGCGAGACGGAUAAAGUCGCCAGGUCGGGCGAGAAGGAUGGCCAUGUUGUCGAGGAGAACGAUGCCGCUGAAGUGACUGCCGCGUGGUCCUCAGAUGCGGACACAAAAGUCGCCAGGGUCGAAGAAGUGUUGUCUCGUCUGACCGGCCGCAAUGGACGAGGAAGCGGUGUGAGUGCGGAGAAAGACGCCCGGAAGAGUCAAGUUGUUGUGAAGAACAUCUACUUUGAGUGGGUUCCGUCGCGGCUCGUGGACGGAUAUGUCACAGAACUGGGAGUCUGGUCUACAGAGGACAUUGCACAGAGGUCGGCGUGGAUUGGCGAAGAGGAGGAAAAGUUCUUCGGUGGCCUCUGA
Microdochium trichocladiopsis is the source of this 1968-nucleotide messenger RNA. RefSeq lists its product as uncharacterized. Bases 1 to 1968 code for a protein of 655 amino acids. Lineage: Eukaryota; Fungi; Ascomycota; Sordariomycetes; Xylariales; Microdochiaceae. The record is from RefSeq and is a predicted model, not a curated record. Gene Ontology annotation, molecular function: S-methyl-5-thioribose-1-phosphate isomerase activity. The transcript has 2 exons.